Molecule: messenger RNA, 368 nt
Organism: Pyricularia grisea
Lineage: Eukaryota; Fungi; Ascomycota; Sordariomycetes; Magnaporthales; Pyriculariaceae
Exons: 2
Coding region: 69-368 (99 amino acids)
Source: RefSeq, a predicted model, not a curated record
GCCACUUUCUAGGUUUCUACUUUUUCUGAGAUGCUGCAUCUCCUCCUGCAACAAUCAAGUCUAGCACAAUGAAGCCUCUCAUCUUAAUUGCUGGCCUUUACGCCACCACAAUCAGUGCUCAACGAUACCCUGAGUGUACAAGCGAUCUUGUCAGGACCGACGACUGUGCUGACGUCAUCAAUCCCGCGGCAUGCUACAAUCAGUUCCGUUGGAACGCAAGAACUCUCACUUGCAUCGAGGGAGUAAACGAUGCUGACCGAAAGCGCAAGAUAACGCGUGGGACAUGUGGUGGCGCUACAAGAACAAUACAAGCUAACAUUGAUCUGUCCUUGAACUUGGCCAGGCCUGCGCAUGUUGCACCUGUGUAG